UUCAGUGUUGUUACUUCAGUCAUUUUUCUGACCAGGAGCAAUGGCGGAGGGCAUAGAACUUGCGUCAAUGAGUUCUAGGUAUUUUUGCCAUGGCUGCUCCAGGGAGGUUACUGUUUCACCUAUUCACACGACAGAACUGACAUGCCCUGAAUGUUCCGGAGAAUUCCUUGAAGAAAUGUCAAGAGAUCUCUUUGAUGCUGAUGAAGAAUAUGUUUCAGAUGUAGAUGAGGAAGACUUAGCUCUUAUAAAUGGUCUUAGAUUUGGAAGUUGGAUUCGUAGGACUUUCUCGAAUGUUGCCGACGAUCUUUCAGAAUCAUAUGAACCAGAACCAGAGCAACGAGAAUCAUUAGAAAACAGAGCUCUUCGAGAAGCUUUAUUAGAUGAUGAUCCUGCUGACAGUCAAUUUCUACGUUUAAGGUAUUUAGGAGAUUAUCUUUUUGGAGAUGAUAUAGAUGCUUUAGCCACACAGUUAUUAAAUGAAGCUGAAAUUUCUGGGCCACCUCCUCUUCCACAAGAACAAAUCAAACAACUGCCAAUUAUAACUGUAACAAAGGAACACGUUGAUAAAGGAGUACAAUGUACAGUAUGUAUGAAUGAUUUUCAUCCAAGAGAAAAAGCAAAAUGUCUGCCAUGUGAACACUUUUAUCAUGAAAAAUGUAUUACUCCCUGGCUUGAAAGGCAUCGAACGUGUCCAAAUUGUCGAAAGGUAGUGGAUAUGCAGUCCAGCAGGAGUAGGCGGUCUCGUAGUUGCCCAAGAACUACUGCCAAUUCUGGAAGUUCAAAUGCAGAAAGCCGAAGAUUUUCCGGUUCCACUCAUCUAACAGACUUCGUCAGAACCAGUAUGAAUCCUUUUCGGUUUUUGUAAAUUUGUUUACUAGUAUAAUUGGUAUAUAUAAAUUCUUGUAUAAAACGAACAUUUUAGUGUUUAAAAAGAUGCUUUUGUACAGUUUUUGAAGAGUUUAUACCACUGUAUUAAUUUUAAACCUUGAAAUAUAGAUUCCUAAGUUUUGAAGUUUCUGUCUCAGAAAAAAUGAGUUACAAAGGUUUAGUUCCCACCUCCCUUGAUAUUAUCUGUCCUUGUUUGAAAGUGUUUUUUGAGAUAAUUUUGGUAUUUAAAUGCAUGAUUUGAAUUUUAAUUUUUCCAGUGAGGUGUUCAAAAAGUACAAGAUCUUUUUAUAAAAUCAUGCAUUCAGCAUGUGUAGGGAAAAAAAAAAUGUAAAAUGUAAAUUUAUUUUUAAAUGUGUAUUACUGUGCAUAGAAUUCAAUUUGUAAGUGCCAGGUUUUUUUGUUAUACAGGAUUUAUAUGCUUAAGGACUUGAUUUUGAAAAUCAUGGUCUGUCAAAAAAGAUUAUUUUUAAUGUAUAAUGUAUGUUUUUCUUAAUAAAGAUUUAAUUUCUGCAAGUACAUUUCUGUGUACUUAGAAUGAAAAUUUUAAAGGCAUUAUAACUGUAAUGUUUUUGAUGUAAUGAUGCAUCAGAUUUUUUAAUCGUUAUAAAUUUUUGAUUCCCCCCCCCUAAAGUUUUUGCUGACUUCAUAAUUUCAUUUCCAAUUCAUUGAAAUUAUAUUUUUUAAUUUAAAAAUCUAAAUGCAUCCCUUUUAUAAAAUAAUUUGAUGCUUGCAUAAGCAUCAUAUUUUAUAUAUAUAUAUAUAUAAGGGAAGUAUUUAUAAGUAAUAUUUUUCAAAAGGCAUUUUGAAAUAUUUUCGAUGCAAAGAAAGCAUGUGAACCCUGUAGUAAAUAAAGUUUGUUUCAUGCAAUGGUUAAAUUAUUUUUUCACUUAAAUCAAGGUGCUAAUGUCAGCUGUCUAGUAUUAUGAUGUUUCUAACAUUGCAGUAAAUUGUAUUUGAAGUAAUGUGUCUUUGUAAACCAAAUAUUGUGCUGUAUAUUUUAGAAGCUGUGAGUAAUUAUAUGUUAAAAGGUUUUUUUUUUUUUUUUUUUUUUUUUUUUUUUUUUGAAAAAUUGUGUUUUAAAGUAAAAAAUUUAGCAUUGAGAUACAAAUAAGGCAAUUUCUUUAAUUAAAUUUAAUAUUGAAAAUUAUUCUUGGAUCACCUAGUAUCUUCCUUUUUUCUUUUUGUUUGACUUAAAUAAAAUAAUCCUGAUAAUAUACAGUGGGUGAAAAAUAAUUUACUGCCUGAAAAUUGCUCAUAAAUGUAUCAGUCAUUUGUCAGUAGUGAUAAAAUAACAGUUUUAAUUUGAAAGAAGGAAUUGAGGUAUGCCUGUAAUGUUAAAAAUUUGAGUGUUCUGGGAUAUUGCCUAUUUGUUUCUGUUUAUUUUCUUGGAAAUAACUUCCAACUGAUUCCUUGUUGAAAAUUAAGAGAGCAUCAUUGCCAGCUGUUUACUGUAGUGAUUCAAAUUAAAACAUGAACAUCAUGAUCUUCUUUGUUCUUCACCGCUUGUAAUCAUUUCAGGAUAAAAUUUGAAGACUUAUUUUUAUUUAUUCAAGGACUGCAGUGAAUGAUGGUCAAUCUGUGCUCAUUCAACUCAGAAAUUGACAUUUAAUUUAAUAGACUCUUCCAUGAUAAGUCACAGAACCCAUGGAAACUAUUUUGUACUCACCUUUAUCAUAGCAACAUAGUCAGAAUCCAAAAGUUAUCUGUUAAGCUGUUCAUGGACAAUAAGUGAAAUGAAAUGGGUUAGUAUCUUUAUUUUGAGUUAAAGAUGUUCCAAGAUAUCCAUCUGGCAAAGCAUGCGGAAUGUUUGUUCUUCAGUCAGCUGGUAGAUAAGAAGAUGGUGUCUGUUCAAGACAUGCCUCAUCUUGGGAAUUUUUGCACACCAUUAAUACAGGCCAUGAUAAUUCACUUAAUGUCCUAAAAUGUGGUUUUCAAAGAUGAUGGAAUAUGUGUAAACAUUGAGUAAAAAAUGUCCUGGGACACCAUCUUUCAUAAAGACAUGAUCAUUGAAUUGUUGUAAUUGAACAUGGUAGCCAUAUCACAAAAUGAAAUCAUUUCAGUUCAACCCCUGUAAGUAUCACCAUUUUAUUUUAUUUUAUUUUAUUUUUUUUUUUUCCCAGUUAAAUAGAGUAAAUAAUGUAGUAGAUAGUAGAUAAUUUAAAAAGUAAUUUUCAAUAGGGAACUGUUAUCACUUACCAGGUAGUUGUUGGCAAUCCUCACUGUUAAGCAAGCUGAUGCCUCUGAUUUCAUAUCUUUAAUUCAAAGGUGCUUUGUUUUAUGAAUAGUUCAUUUUCUUUAUAUCAAAUAUAUGUAUGUUUGUAAGUGCUUGUUCAUGUUUCUAGUGCAUAGAAGAUCAUCAUUAGGUUAUUUAAACUUUAAAAGGAUCAUUCAGUAGAAUUUAAAAAUUUUAUGUGAAUAAGUGCCUUUUAUAAUUAAUCUAGCACAGUAGUGUACAGUGAAAAGAAAUGGUAUAUUUUAAUGGAAACUUUAAAUGUUAUUGCUGGCAGCAAACAUUUUGUCCUGAGCCUAUAAACUCAUCCUUGGGAUGUGUUAAGAUAAUGUCCUCAAAUUAAGGACAGGCUUAAAAUCUUUAAAAUAUACAGCUGUAUUCAUUUUUUUGGGGGGGGGAAUGAGAAAUUUGAUAUAUUGCACAUUAUUGUGCAUUACAAAAUAAAAUUUUAUUCUUACAUGCAUGCAGUGAUAUCUUAGAUCUGAAAUAUUCUAGCUUAAGAGCAUAAACUGUGAUUGUGCUGUUUCAUAAUUUGAGUAGGUGUGGUAGCUAGUUUGAUUCUAAAUAUAAUUAAAUUGAAGGGAUUUUGAAAGCUGUUGAUGAGUAGAAUACAUGUACAAAUAGGCUUUAUUGAGCAUUCUUUUGCUUGUAUUCAUUAUUAAUUGGUAGGCAUUGCUGCAGUUAUUCUGUAGAUUAUAAAAAUGGCCUCAAGAAAAAGAUUUUAUUGAAAUACAGUGUAUUAUUGGCCAGAAAGAAAUGGUUCAGAGUAUUCUAACUGGUGUGAUUAAUAAUUUGAUAUUGGUGUGUGAGGAACUUAAAAUUCUGUUUAAAAAAAAAAAGUCUUCCAAAAGUUUCUAUUGUAAAAUUAUCACUAAGCCUCGGUACCUAUAAAAGGCAAUAAAAUUAUUUCUCAUUGACAGACAUUACAUUAACAUAUUAGAAACAUAAAUUUGAAGAAUACAUACUCGAUUAAACUAGAAAAUUUAUAGUUCCCAUGUUUAAUUAUAAAAUUAUUCAAGAAUUUUCUUGUAUACAUUUAUUCAUCAUCACCAGUUUUAUCUGUUGCUUUUAAAUUUUGUGUAUCACUUGGAGAAUUUUUUUUUUUUUUUUUUUUUUUCCUUUCCUGUGUGAAUAGUUACCGCAUCAUGCUGACAUUACUGUUAUAGUUUUAUCAGUUGAUAGAAAAUACGAUUUAAAUUGCUUUUAUUAUUUUGUAAUAUUUGAAAUUUUAAAAUAAAUUAACUGAUAUUUAUUUGUCUUCAUUAAUGUUAGACAUUUGGUUUGACUGGAUUUUCAAGCAGGAAAAUUUGUUUUACAUGCUGCAAUUAGAAUACUAUUUUAUUUUUAGAUACUAGAGAUGUAUUUUUUCAGUUUUCAUGUUUAAAAGUAGCGUUUUAUCAUGAACUUUCCGGUGUUUAACAUGAGAACUUGGAAUAAUUGCAGUUAUUUAGUCUAGCAAGUGUAAAAAUGUCAGUGAGUGUUUGUUAUUCAUGUAAAUGCACAGAUUUUAUAAAUACAGAUUUUCUUUUUGUUUUUAUUUCUUAGCUAAUCUUUGAAACUAGUGAAUUGAAUGUCAUUUUUAGCAAAUAUUUCUCCUUUUGGGGGGGGG
Messenger RNA from Stegodyphus dumicola, 4727 nucleotides. RefSeq lists its product as uncharacterized. Gene Ontology annotation, molecular function: ubiquitin protein ligase activity. Gene Ontology annotation, biological process: ubiquitin-dependent protein catabolic process. Gene Ontology annotation, cellular component: nucleus. The record is from RefSeq and is a predicted model, not a curated record. NCBI's taxonomy places the organism in Eukaryota, Metazoa, Arthropoda, Arachnida, Araneae, Eresidae.